AUGAGGCCUCAACGGAGCCAGAGAAGGAAGCACCGAGGCGUCUCGCUGGGACUCCUCGCCCUCGGCCUGGCCGCAGCCUGCAGUCUGCAGAGUCAGGGCGUGUCACUGUACAUCCCCCAGUCCACCAUCAAUGCCACGGUGAAAGAAGACAUCCUGCUGUCGGUGGAAUACUCCUGCCAUGGUGUCCCCACCAUUGAAUGGAAGUAUACGUCCAACUGGGGAGUGCAGAAGAUUGUGGAGUGGAAGCCAGGCACUCAGGCCAACAUCUCCCAAAGCCACAAGGACAGGGUCUGCACCUUUGACAAUGGCUCCAUCCAGCUCUUCAGUGUGGGCGUGAGGGAUUCCGGCUACUAUAUCAUCACGGUGACUGAGCGCCUGGGGAGCAGCCAGUUUGGCACCAUCGUGCUGCAUGUGUCGGAGAUCCUCUAUGAAGACCUCCACUUCGUCGCUGUUUUCCUUGCUUUACUUGCUGCUGUGGCUGCCGUGUUAAUUAGCCUCAUGUGGGUUUGUAAUAAGUGUGCAUAUAAAUUCCAGAGGACAAGAAGACGCAAGCUCAAAGAGAGCACAGCUGAGGAGAUUGAGCUACAAGAUGUUGAGUGUUAG
Messenger RNA from Pteronotus mesoamericanus, 603 nucleotides. It is a transcript of the gene VSTM5, whose product is annotated as V-set and transmembrane domain containing 5. NCBI's taxonomy places the organism in Eukaryota, Metazoa, Chordata, Mammalia, Chiroptera, Mormoopidae. The coding region runs from base 1 to 603 and encodes 200 amino acids. The transcript has 4 exons. The record is from RefSeq and is a predicted model, not a curated record.